Penicillium waksmanii is the source of this 912-nucleotide messenger RNA. RefSeq lists its product as uncharacterized. Lineage: Eukaryota; Fungi; Ascomycota; Eurotiomycetes; Eurotiales; Aspergillaceae. The coding region runs from base 1 to 912 and encodes 303 amino acids. The record is from RefSeq and is a predicted model, not a curated record. The transcript has a single exon.
AUGUCGUAUGCGUAUCAAAACGAGGGUAUUGUGUCAGAGGAGGAAGGGACAUGUACGUUUCUCGCGCACCUUCCCUCUGAUACUCCCGUCUAUCGUUACGCCGAAAACUGCAUAAUGGAGAGCCUCUUCACUCAGGAUUCCAUCGAGGAUCGCUUCGUCGUCUUGAAAAACUUUCCAUCAGAGACACUGACUGAACGCGACGAACAACUUCCCGGACGCUGUGACUACUCGCCAUCGCUUCAGAUUCUGAUCAUCACGAUGCCUAGCCGACCACACGAAGAAGCGGCGUCCAGUUUCGACAUACUGAUUGCGGCCCUCGCCAAAGAGAUGAAAGUCUAUCGACGGCUUGCAAAUUGCGGAUCCACCCUGGUCGAGACCCCCGACCGAAGCAAGCAGGCAGACCGGUCGUGGCAGCCAACUCGUUCGCAGAGCAAAUUUCCAACGGUGGCAUUAGAAGUUGGAUUCUCCGAGACAACAGCGAAACUGGAAAGGGAUAUCGCUUGGUGGAUCAAUACAUCAAAAGGCAACAUAAGAAUGGGGCUUACCAUCGAUAUCAAAAGAUCUGGCUCUAUUGAGAUCAAGUCCUGGACGCCAGCAUUCAUGCCAGUACCGAGCCAUGUCUAUAUCACCGCACACGGUCGCCCUGUUGUUGAGAGACACAUCAGCGAUCCCCCACCUCCUCGAAUGACCCAGAGAAUCUUCAUCACGAGAGGGAGAGAUGGCUGUAAUCCCACGAUUGAGGGGGGAGACCUAAUUAUACCAUUUCAUGCUCUGAUGUUGGAACAAGCGGGAGACGGCGAGCACGAUUUUGUGUUGACAACCGAGCUUCUAUUGCAGGAUUUGGCAGAGCGUGUCUGGGCUGCGAUCGACAAAGCCCAAGCGAUCAAGGCAAAUAAGAGCAAUACUUUGUAA